AUGUUUAUCCAAUACACUGGACCGUCCUCUGAGACGAGCCCUGGCGUGCGGCGCACCAUUAAUGCAGUUGUGGCCGCCAAUGCGAGCCUCAAUCGGCGGCGCGGACGGGAGGAGAGAGAGGCGAACGCAAAUAACAUCAACGGGGAGGGAGAAGGGACACUGCGCUGGCUGCACGACCGACCGCAUUUUAUCAUGCAACCACCCCAAAGCAGCCAAGUGGCUGGAGAUGAGGAGAAGCGCAGGGAUGCCGAAGAGACUACCCACAGGGAGGCUUACUACGAGAACUUUUAUUUGUCGGAUGGCUCGAUCUACUGGUACCUUGAAGACGGGGUGACCUAUCCAACGCCAAAGCAGCCAUAUUACCCUGAUCUGUUGUUUCGUCGUCAGAAGCUGUUUCUCACCGUGGCGCACCAGUAUCCUGGAACCUUUGCGCACAACAUCUAUACGUCGUGGACGCAGCAAGUCCUGGCAGACCCCUGUCUCUUCCACGCAACGCUAUUUGCAACUUCCAUGUUAAUGAAUGUUAUGCAGCAGAAACAGAAUAACCCUAUCAUACUACGCCACAAGUGCGAAACAAUCCGCCUGAUCAGGGAUGCAGUCGCACAGGCGGACACGCAUGGGCUGCGGCAUGAGAUUAUAGCUGCGACAACAUAUCUGGUUUACUUUUCUAAACUCCUCGGCAACUUCGAAGAGGCGCACAAGCAUGAUCUUGGUAUACCUGCAAUGCUCCAGUUCAAGGGGCUCGCUCCUGUCGCACCCGAUACGUAUACAAGCUAUCUGCUUAGACUUCGCGAUGUCUGGAACAGCAUCGUUGCGCACGCCACCUCGCUUUUCCCAUCCAUGGCAGGGCCGAGACCGAGCUCGGGCCACUAUACCAGCUUACUUGCAAUCGCGGUCCAGAAACAACUAGAGCGGCCCCCAGAUCUUACGCUUCCGGUGCCCAUUGUGACCUUUUUGCUGGCGUUCAACAACCAAUGCAUUGACAUGAACGAAUCCCAGUCGUCCGAGGAUACCCUCCUCACACCCGCCCCCACAGCCGAGCCCCUGGACCCACCAACCCUGCACGCCAUGCAAUGCAUCUUGGUCGCAGCGACGCUAUACUGGACAGCAGUCAGCCGCGACGCCCACGAACGUCCAUACGACAAAACAAGCAAUGACGGGUUAAUCCAAGCGCUGCGGACCGCAGUCAUCCAGUCUGACGACCUAUUCUGGCUGCGCCUCGGGCCAGAGGUGCUGCGGUGGAUUCUCAUGACGGGCGCGGCCGCUGCGGCGUCGUUGCAGGACCAGGCGUGGUUCAUUAUGCGGGCGUACAUGGUGACGGCGCUUAUCGAGCCCGCGGAGAUGGAUGCGUUUCUUGUUGGCGCGGAUCAUUUGCUCUGGGUGUUUAAUCAUUGCGCAGAGGCGCAGGGCGGUCGUUGA
Aspergillus calidoustus is the source of this 1419-nucleotide messenger RNA. The record is from the annotation of a GenBank genome assembly. NCBI's taxonomy places the organism in Eukaryota, Fungi, Ascomycota, Eurotiomycetes, Eurotiales, Aspergillaceae.